Gymnogyps californianus (California condor) is the source of this 1180-nucleotide messenger RNA. RefSeq lists its product as uncharacterized. The coding region runs from base 1 to 747 and encodes 248 amino acids. The transcript is spliced from 3 exons. The record is from RefSeq and is a predicted model, not a curated record. Lineage: Eukaryota; Metazoa; Chordata; Aves; Accipitriformes; Cathartidae.
AUGCUGCAGGUACGGCACUGCCGGCGCGGGGACGGCACCACACACCACGGGGUGCGCAGGGGCCCAUCCCCGGCCGUGGCCGAUCAGCCCCGUGUGUGUGCGUCCGCUCCAGGCUCCUGUCGCGACGUCUGCGUGGCGCUGGGUGCUCUCUCCGCCUGUCGGGGCGUGUUGAGGGGCGGCUGUGCCGGUGCCGCAGGCUGUCCCGUGUGGCUCAGACUACAGGCAGCGCUCCCUUCUGCCUGCCCCAAGCUGCCUGCUCUCCGCAGGGCGGCAUGGAGAUGGAAAUCGGGAAGGAAGGAAGGACUGAAGUUUGACAAUGGAACCUUCACCUACCACGGCGUCUUCGCUCUGGCACCGCUGCCCACAGGGAGAUGCUCUUUGGCAGGUUCUGGCUCUCUGACACCAUCCCCGGUGCACCCAUCCCCGGCAUCCACCCGCUGCCGGGAUCGGCAGCCGGGCUGCGCCGACUGGGCGAGCUGCUCCUCGUACUGCCCCAGCUACAGCGUGCAGGCGCUCGCCGACCGGCAGCUGGUCAAGGUGACGUGGCCGCAGUAUCUCGGUGCCCUCGCGGCCUCCAGGACCCCGAAUCCAGCCGAGUCACCCAACAGCAUCAAGCCAAAAAUUGUCCCCAGCAGCCAAACCACGCUCCGGAGCCACCAGAACACCGCGCCAGGUAGGGAGCCGGCAUGGCAGCAGGAUGGUGAUGGCUGCCCCAGUAGCCAUGCCCAACUGGGAACCGUGCCCUAGGCAUGGCUGAGGGGUUCUGGGGUGCUGGUAGGGCCGCCUCCAUCUCCGGUUCUUCUUGGCAGCGACCAGCUGAGGCCGGGCUGCGGCAUGGCAGGGCAGAGCAGCCGCCGGGGCACCCAGUUUGGGGCUGCCCCCUCUGAGGCUCCCUGCGUGUAAGUCGUGCAUCUCUCGCGUGCGUCUUGCCGCGUUUCGCUGGCUCGGAGGCUAACCGCCGCGCCGGCACGGGCGCCGCGAGCUCAGCGGCUGCUGUUUCCUCUGCCACAGGCAACACCAAACCAUCCCACGGGGAAGAGGAGAGCCAGGGCCGAAGCCCUUCUGCCUCCUCGGCGUUCCCGGCUGCUCGCCGGGGUGGGAGCCGGCGGCUGCAGCGUGAGCCCUGCAGUGUUUCCUGGUUUAACAAAACACUAUUUUGCACAUUUUUAGUGGCUUUUUG